Molecule: messenger RNA, 2357 nt
Organism: Durio zibethinus
Lineage: Eukaryota; Viridiplantae; Streptophyta; Magnoliopsida; Malvales; Malvaceae
Biological process (GO): mitochondrial proton-transporting ATP synthase complex assembly
Cellular component (GO): mitochondrion
Source: RefSeq, a predicted model, not a curated record
CCCAGUCAAUGUUUCUCUGGCUUUUUCCUCCCAAUUCUUCUCGCACUGGAAAGUGGAAAAACCUUACAGCAAAGCUCAGAAAAGAGAAAAAAAACCGGAGAAAUCGAUGGCCACUUUACUUUUAAACGAAGCCUUAACCCUAUAAAACGACCCAAUUUCGCCUCAACUCUCCGCUCGGUAAAUUUCGCCUCCAUCGCCACCCAUGACUCACCAUCUUCUUCAUCGUCAUUCACUUUCGACAGCACCAUCAACAACAAAGAAUAAGACAAUAAUAUCAUUUACUUAAAGCUACCGACUUCAAAUGCGAUGCCAGAAACGAGGACGUCAUCGUCGGUGACGAUGCCGAUGUCAUUCAUGACUGGGUCGAUAGUUGGGAAGAGUUUUUAUAAGAAAGUUAGUACGAGAGAGUCUGGUGAUGGAGUUGGAUGGACGGUGAUGCUUGAUUAUCAGACUCUUAUCAGAUACCAUCUUUUCUUUUAAUUCUUUGUUUUUAGUUUCAUUUUUGUGCUAUAAAAAUGUGGGUUCUUUUUGAAUUUGAGAAAAGUUCAUUAAUUUGGGAUUGAAUAAGUUGUUAGUUUAGUGUUUGGUCGGGUGUUUUUGCAUCUCUGUCAAGUGGUAGCUUAAGCUUGUCUGAAUUGGUUGUCUUUUGGUUAUGUUAACUUCAGAAAGUGGAUAAGGUGACCCCAAAUGAUAUGUCGUAUAUGUUUUAGUUGAUCUUAGGUCCAACAGGUUUAGUGAGUUCUGUAAUGAGAUGUUAAUUUUUGUAGCAAACAGAUGGAAUCAGACCCUUUACUAUGCCACUGAUGAAACUUGCUUGCACAGCGCUGGAGAGAGUUCCACUCACGCGUGAAGAUCAUUGAACAUCUGAUGAAGAAAUUUGAUCAAGAUUUAUUAUUCUGUAGUGCUCCAGAGUAUAAUUCUCUGACAGUUGAUCUCCAUGGUGUGUAGCUUAUUCCUUCUUGACUCAGGGCAAGUUGAGAAAGUUGAUCCUUUACUUGCUUGGGUAAACUCAGAAUUUGGCUUUAAGCCUAUAGUGUACUCCAGCUUUUUUGGUGGGACACAAGGGGACGGUCUCACAAAGGCUAUUGAAAACCUCCUAAAGAAGACAGAUGACUGUGAAUUGGCAGUAAUUGAUGCCCUUGCGGCUGCAGCACACUCUUUGGUUAUCGCUCUAGGAAUUUUUCAGGGUAAAUUGCAGAUUGAGGAAGCAAUCGAGUUGAUUAGACUUGAGGAAGAUUUGCAGGUGGAUAAAUGGGGUCUGGUUGAAGGCGGCCAUGAUGUUGAUAUUGCUGAUCUCAAGGUACUAAUCUCAUCAGCUACUGUAUUCCUUGGUCUUUUGAGGAGGAUCUCCAUUUCUGAUUGAGGAGGUCUCAAGGCUACCGGAGCUUUUUGUGGGUACUAUAGAUUUGUAUAUCCUGAUGUGCUCAUCGAUUUUUGUAAAAUUGAUGACUUUACUGACAUAAUGAAUCAUUGAAUAUAAAAGAGUUCAUGUGCUUUUCUCCAAGUUGUAUUGAGAGAUCACUUUCAAAUGCUUUUGAACUUGUGAGGAAAGAGAAUUCAUGCAGCGAGAAUGUUUUGUAAUGCUACUGUAUCCAUCUUCUAGGCAGAGUUCUUAAUAAUCCUAUAUCACAUUUUAUGCGUGGAAUGCAAACGUCUAUGUCACUGUUCUCAUUCAUGGCUUUUUCAUAGCUAAGAGAUUCAUCUUCCAUGAAACCAUGGUCCUUUAUGUGUUAUGUAGGGAAGGUGAUGUAUGCCUAAUGCUUUCAAACUUUCAUCCAUUCUUGUGAUCAUGCUUGGCAGUAACUCAUGUCUCUUCUUGGCAGCAAUAGAUGCACAUUGGUGGCUGUCUCUCGAUGUCACAAUUACAGCAAGCUGUAUCACAGUCACUGUUGCAACCUAUUGAAAAGGAAACAGAGAUACUAUUAUAGCCUUUCUUCUGGAUAACCGAAAAUUUUUUACGAGCAUGAAAAAUUAGUAGUUGUUUUCAUCCUACUAAUAUGAAUCAAUUCCAAGUUUAUAAUUAUCAGAAAGAAGUUUCAUGGAAAAUUACUUCACCUGUGACAGUAACAUACUUUGGUGGCUCAAGGACUUGAGCUUCCAUGGGAACUGAAAGCCGGUUGCUGGCAUCAACGACAUUAGUUCGGAUAGCAGAAAUUAUGAGCACAAAAAUCCAUGUUGUUGUUAUCUUAACCAUUCUAGGACAUAAUGAAAAGCAGGGGCUGUUUUCAUAUAUAUGCAGGCUUUUAUGCGGUUCAAGUCUCAGGGAUGAUAGACCUAACUCAUUACAUAAGAUUUGGAAACUGGAAAUUUUCGUUUUGAAUACUUUUAUAAGAAUGAUUCAUCUCAAAUCUGUGAUG